AUGGCCACCACUACCAAUAUCAACAGAGAAUCAUGGGAUUCUCUCACCUCAACCUUGGAACACCUUGAAGUGUCUUUCUCCCGAGACAGCUGUUAUGGAUCGGACGAAGUCUCCAUUUCCUCAAACAAUACCGCUCCAUUGCAGUCCGGCGUCUUGACCAAUGUUGUCAAGCACGAGGAGCCAUCCUUGCAGCCAUUUUUGAAGUCAAACUUGAAGAACUCCUGCACAGUUCUGCAGGAUGACAGCGAAUCUGAGUCUGGAUACGGAUCAGAUGAAAUGGAAGACGACUUUGACGCACUCGAAGAAGGAGAAGACGACGAAGACGACAUGUCUGACUUCUCUAUCUGGGAGAACACUUCUCAGGAUGUGCCUGAAUCGCGUGAAGAUCACACUGAUCUCUUUGACGACUCUUUCAUUGGAUUUGAUUCCAUGGUUCGUUUUGAUGAUCAAGUCUGUUACAUAGACUCCCCUGAAUUCUCGGAUGAUGAGGAAAUGUCCGAGAGCCAGAUGACAUGUCAUGAGCAGUUCCUUCUCCACAUGAUGCAAAGCUCUCAAUCUUCUCCAUCCGACUCCCAAAUGCAUGAAGAGUCGGACGAGGAGUCAGAGAGUGACCACAAAGAAUUCAUUCGAACGGCCUCGCACCAGCCAGAGGAUUUCCCCAGGGAGGCUGUCAACGAGGACCGAGAGAUCUUUGUCGCUGAGAUGAAUUGUAUCCAUGGCAUUGCAGACAAUAACUACAAGCACUAUCUCCGUACCCAGGUUGACAACAUUCGACAUGGCCACGAAGCUGAGUCCAUGCAUCCGGACGACCCAUCUUGCAUGUAUCUUGAUCAAAUCCUGGAUCAUGUCAUCGGGGUUUUCCGCAACCUCCUCGCUGCGGAUGAGCUCAACGAGUUGGUCGCGCUCCGCGAAGCAGAAAAGGGCCUGAUCCCCGAAGAAGGUACCAUCGCUACCUCGAUCCCAGCGUUGAGCCAUCAUCAUGCUCUGCUGGACAAGAUUGAGCGCUUCCUUCUUGACAGACUGGCCAAGGGUCGUGUGGAAGUUCGUCCAGACGAGCUGAGCUUCUUCGCCGGUGGUAUCGCCCACGCUCUCGGCACUAAGGAUCUACCUGCAGUGUAA
Molecule: messenger RNA, 1119 nt
Organism: Penicillium maclennaniae
Lineage: Eukaryota; Fungi; Ascomycota; Eurotiomycetes; Eurotiales; Aspergillaceae
Exons: 1
Coding region: 1-1119 (372 amino acids)
Source: RefSeq, a predicted model, not a curated record